UCAGGAGCAGCAAAAAACACCAGAUGAGAGGCCGACCUCACAGUGUUCUGAUAGAGUGUCUGUGGCAUCUGCUUCAUGGAGAACAGUGGAGAAUGUACUGAUGGACAAACUGUGUGAGCAGCUCAGUUCAGUAGUGGCAGCUCUGAAGCUGUGUGACUGUCAGCACACUGGAUAUGUUGCACAGGAAGAUCUGAAGGAGGUCUUAAGCUGCUAUGGCGUGCCCAUCUCAGACACACACUUCAACAAGCUCUGUGAGACAUCCAGCUGUAGACCUGGCAGUUCUUCUAAGCUUGUUUAUUACACUGGCUUUCUCAAAAACCUGGGUGUUCCACUAACAGAUGAAACACACGCAUCAUCAUCCCAUGAGGAGAGUUGCCAUACUGAGAGGCCAUGCACAUCACCUUCAUCAACCCCACAGUCAGUCAGGGGACAGAGGACUUCCUCCAGCCUGCAGGUCGGUCCAGACACCUGCAACAUCUUGGACAUUGUCUUCCAGAGGAUGAGACUGAGGUUAGAGCAACACCACACCAGCCUGACUGACCGCGUCCAAGUCGUCACCCACAGCUCUGAUGGGACGCUGUCAGAGACAGAUGUACGAAAAAUACUAGAAGACAGCUGGGUCAUCUUAGACAAUGAGAAUUUCAACAAGUUCACUGAACUGCUGGGCUUCAGGGACGGACAGAUGGAGUGCUCGGUGUUCCUGGCGAUGUAUGAGGAGGGCGUGGCCAGGGCCGGGCAGCAGGACUCUGAGGGUCAUGGUGACAAGGAUGAGGUCAACCCCCAGCUUACUUCUGCUGAGCAGUGCCUGGCUGUCAUGAAGACCCGGAUCAAGACCAUCCAUGGGGACAACCUGACAGCGUUCCUGAUGGACAGGAAACGUAAAGGCGUGGUCCGCUGCCAUGAUUUCAAGGUGUUGUACAACAGCCUGGGAAUUUUUCUGCAGGGAGGGAGAGUACCAGCGGUCCUGGAUCUGAUCGGCCUGCAUCCCGAAAACCUCAACUACACAGAAUUUGUCGAUGUUAUUGAAAAUAAUGGCAAGCGAAACAAGGGAACACAAACAGUUAGUGGUUGGCUUAAGGUUUCCAUGGAUGAUGAGUGCAAGAGGCUAGCUUACAUGGAUUUCCUGUCUGCAUUUGACCAUAAACCAGAGAAGUAUGAGCCUCCUCCUGCAUCCCCUGAUUCUGUGCGUCAGAUAGAGUCUUUGGACAGCCUCAGUCCAGCCGUGGCUCUGGCUAGGAUGCAAGAACUAGUUGCUGCCUCAGCAACUAAUCUGUACAAGGCAUUCUUGGCCUUUGACCGGAGUGGGACAGGGAUGAUUAAAUCGCUGGAAUUUCGUCAGGUGCUGGAUAAUUUUUGUGGCCACUUAUCAGACAAACAGUACAGAUACAUGCUGACCAAACUGGAGCUGGACUGUGAGAACUGCACUGUUAACUGGAAGGACUUCCUUAACAAGUUUCAAUCACAGAGCCUACUGAUGUCAGCAGACAGUUGCCUGAUCAGGACUUGUGAGAAAGGGGCUAAAACCAGAUCAGGACGGACCAAGACCUCUGAAAAUACAAAGCACCUGCAGCAGAUCCAGGAAGUCGUCUCAGGUCACUUGUAUGAAAUCAGCAGAGAGCUGAUGGAUUUGGACCCAUCCAACAGCACAACAGUCUCUAAAGAGCAGUUCAGACAGCUGUGUGAUCGGCACAGCCUGAGACUCACAAAUGAUCAGUUUGAGUGUGUGUGGAGUCAGAUGCCUGUGAAUGAGCAGAAGAAGCUGCAGUACAGAGAGUUUCUGAAGCGAUUUGGUGCUCUAGGCAGGUUCCCCCAUACAGAAGCACGGGGUCCCACCAACAGUGUCCCAUUGCCUUCACCUGAGCCCAGAGAAACUGCAGGUGCCAUUCUGCAACGCACUACGUCUGCCCCCCAGUGCACCUCCAGGCAUCCUCCCUCAGUGGGGAGGCCAGGAACAGGAAGCCCGCUGGGCAGCACAGAGAGGACGCUGCGUGGGGCGGUGCAGCACUGCUGGAAGGAGAUCCAAAGAAAGUGUGCCAAGGAAGACCCUCAGCAGGAGGGUCACCUCAGCACUACCUCCUUCCUGGAGAUCCUCCACUCUCUCAGCAUUGAUGUGAGUUGGGAGCAGUUUGAGCAUCUGGCUGUGAAGUUUGACAUCAUGAAUAAUGGCUGUGUUUCAUAUCACAACUUCCUCCGUCACUUCCUCCUGAACCUUAAACCAGCAGAGACCAAGAGGGCAUUUGAGCGACGUAAACUCCCACUUCUUAUUACACCGACAAGCCAGGGUGUUCUGAGCAAAGACUGUGUGGAGGUCAUGCUGAGGAUCUACGAUGUGGUCUGCUCCUCCUGGACCUCCAUCAGACGCUGCUUCCUGACAUCGGACCACACCCGCACGGGAAUGAUGUCAGUGCGGGACUUCAGGAAGGUGCUGUGCCAUUUCAGCGUGAAUCUGUCGGAGGAGGAGUUCUUCCACCUCAGCUCCUACUUCGAUGCCAACACCACGGGGAAGAUCUGCUACAACAACUUCCUCUGGGCGUUUCUUCACUGACCUUCACUCUGAUGCCUGCAACUGCUUCAGGAAGCAACCAGCUAGGUACCUGCUGCCCUUCCUUCUUGGCGGAGUUGAACAAAGUUCCAUAUCUCCUGCAUUUUUGUCUGACUUUUCUUAUAUAACAUACCAUUGUUUAUCAUUAAAUAUCAGGAAUAUCAAGGAAAUUCUUAUAUGCAAGUUGUGUGUCUAUUUUCGGGAUUACUUAUAGAAAGCAAGAUAACCAAGAUUUAUUAUUUGUUAGAUGAUAUAAAUCUAACAGAUUUUGUCAAAAGCUUUGAAAUUUUUUGUUGAAAAAUCUAAACUAUCUGUAUAUUACUGGGUCUCUCCUCAUAAGAGCUUCUAUUUCUUAAAGAGAAACAGUUCAAUCAGUCUCCAUUCUGUUUCUAUGAUUCAUUUCCACCUGGAAACUGACACAGUUCUUGGGGGUUCAGAUACAUUCCAUGCUUUAUUAUUUGAAUGGAUAAUUCAGUGACACGUUUACAGAGCUUUGUGUCACAUCCCUUACAUGUGUACACAUACUGUAUUUAUUUGUAAAAGCCUGAAUCAGACAUAUGUGAUUUUAAAGCACAUGCAUUUUGUUUUUUCUUGCAUAUAAAUAAA
Molecule: messenger RNA, 3148 nt
Organism: Morone saxatilis (striped sea-bass)
Lineage: Eukaryota; Metazoa; Chordata; Actinopteri; Moronidae
Product: EF-hand calcium-binding domain-containing protein 6-like
Cellular component (GO): nucleoplasm
Molecular function (GO): calcium ion binding
Source: RefSeq, a predicted model, not a curated record